Molecule: messenger RNA, 3900 nt
Organism: Passer domesticus (house sparrow)
Lineage: Eukaryota; Metazoa; Chordata; Aves; Passeriformes; Passeridae
Gene: RAB3IL1
Product: RAB3A interacting protein like 1
Exons: 11
Coding region: 733-2121 (462 amino acids)
Biological process (GO): exocytosis
Cellular component (GO): Golgi to plasma membrane transport vesicle
Molecular function (GO): guanyl-nucleotide exchange factor activity
Source: RefSeq, a predicted model, not a curated record
GAUGGAGCCUGGAGUUUCAGGCCAUUUGUUCUCCUUUCCAUGCCAAUACCAUCUGGUUUGACUUUGCUGGGUAAGGGGUGUCAGCAAGUCAGAUUCUGCUUUCCAAACUCAAAGAUAAUGCCUGUUCUUCCUUCCCUACCCAGCCUCUGUCUGGCUUUCUUUUUCUUCUCCCCCUUUCCUUCUCCAUCAUUUCCCUUCCUUUUAUUUCCAGUUUCCCCUUUUUCCUUUCCUUUUCUGCUUCUCUUCAGGGAAGAAGAGGGGAGCACUCUCCCCCUUAUGACAAGUUACUUUUUCAAGUGGCUGGGAUUCAGCACAUCCCUCUCAAAGCUUCCUGUCAGCACUAUCAGUUCUCAUCCUUCCUGCCUUUGUUGGCUCCUGGAAGCACUUCUACCUUUCUAAUCCAAGGACCCUCUGUUGCUGCUGGCCAAGCCUUGGGAGUUAAUAAUUACAAAGACUAAUUACAUCUGGUGCUGCUUUGCAGAGCUGAAGAUCUUUCCCCUCCUCCCAAAAGUUCUCUGAAGAUAGCAAAGGUUGCAGCCAGAGACACAAACAUCCCAGACACUCCGUUCCCAGACUUCAGAGCACGGGCUUGGCCUGUGCUGUCCCUGUGGAUCCCAGCCAUGAGGCAGGGCAGGGCUGGAGGUGACACAGACACCUAGGAGAUGCUGGGACAGAGAAUUGCUCCCUGUGUGGUAUCCACAGAAAAAUCCUGCAGUGGACACCAGGAUCACCAUGUCUGACUCUCCUGCCUCCGGUGCUGGGUCUGUCCCAGUGGCAGAUGAUGGACAAGCUGAGAGCAGGGAGGGAGCUGUCACUGUGUGUGAAGGCUCCAAAGGAGAACGGCUGCCUGGAGGGAAGCCCAGGGCAAUGGCAAGCCAGGUCAGUCUUGAGGAAGAGAGCCAGAAUCCACCCUCUGUGGGACACUGGAAGCCCCUGAUGCCAUCCAAAGGUGACAAGGAGGAGGCAGAGAGUGGAUGCCAGGAUGCUGGAGGUGUGCAUGAACCCCAGUCCACAGAGCAGCUCAACGUGUCCCGGCUGCGCAGCUCCUCGGUGGAGAUCCGGGAAAAGGGCUCGGAGUUCCUGAGGGAUGAGCUGCACAAAGCACAGAAGGAGCUGAAGCUCAAGGACAAAGAAUGUGAGAGAUUGUCAAAAGUCAGGGAACAGCUGGAACAGGAACUGGAGGAGUUAACAGCCAGCCUGUUUGAGGAAGCCCACAAGAUGGUGAGAGAAGCCAACACCAAACAGGCUGCGGCAGAGAAACAGCUCAGGGAGGCCCGGGGCAAGAUUGACAUGCUGCAGGCAGAGGUGACAGCCCUGAAGACGCUGGUGAUCACAUCCACGCCAUCCUCCCCGAACCGAGAGCUGCACCCUCAGCUGCAGAGCCCUUCCAAAGCUGGCUUCAGGAAGGGCCACGGGCGGAACAAGAGCACCAGCAGUGCCAUGGUGUCAGCUGCCAGCCAGAGCGUGGCUCCAGAGCCUGUCAGCCGGGAGUGCAGAGAGUCUGGUUUCCCUGCUCUCCUCUCCCUGCUCCUUUGCAUCCUCCCUGGGAAGGCUAUCCACAUCACCUAUGAGCCAGGCUGGCAGGCCUUGGGAGCAGAUGCUUCCUCCUUCUCCUCUUCCUCACGGCAGGUCGACUCCAUUUUAUUUGCCGAGUUCCAGGCCUGGAAGGAAUCUCCAACUUUGGACAAAUCCUGCUCCUUCCUGGACAGAAUUUACCGAGAAGAUGUAGGACCUUGUCUGGACUUCACCAAGCAGGAGCUGUCGGAGCUGGUGCGAGUGGCAGUGGAGCAGAACACCCUCACCAUCGAGCCAGUGGCUUCCCAGACUGUUCCUGUGGGGAAGGUGGCAGCAGAAGAGUGUGGUGGCCCCAAGAAAUGUGCUCUGAGCGGCCUCCCCAGGACCUGCAAGCACCGGAUCAUGCUGGGGGAUUCUGGGAAUUACUACUACAUUUCCCCUUCCUGCAGGGCCAGGAUCACAGCAGUGUGCAACUUCUUCACCUACAUCCGCUAUAUCCAGCAAGGCCUGGUGAGGCAGGAUGUGGAGCUGAUGUACUGGGAGGUCAUGCGGCUCCGGAGGGAGAUGUCUCUGGCCAAACUUGGAUUUUAUCCCAGCGAGAUGUAAGCAGAGCCCUGAGCAUGGAGGAAACUACUCCUGGAGGAAGGGCUUGGAGUGCAGUGCCUGUCCUGCUCCCUCCCUUCCCUCUGCCUGGAGCAAGGAAUGAGAGGCACAAGUUUCACCUUCAGCUGUCCCACUCCUCCAAGUGUGACUGGAAUGCAGCUGCCACGCUGCCCCUGGAGCUGGGCUGGCCCUGGCUGCUCCAGGAUGGCCAUCCAUGGACUCUGGAGUCUCCUAUAUGCAGUGUAUAUCCAUUUUUUUUAACCUUUUGUUUUUAUAUGCAGCCUGCUUUGGCAUAACCCGGGGCCAGGCCUGUGCAGGGUGGGAAUUCUGGACCUUCCUUGUGAGCCAGCCUGUCAGGACAGAUGCUGGCUGUCUGUUCCACUCGUUUUUUUGGGAUGGAGGGGGUGCUGUCCCUGAGGUCCUGCUGACCACAGCAGCCCUGAAAAUGCCAGCAGAGCACAAUAAUCUUGGACAGUUUGUUUCCAAGUACUUCCUUGUUCCUUUUCAAGGAGCCUGCGAGAGAAUCUUGUUGCCAGCAGAGUCACAAAGAGGGAUUUGUUCCUGUUUUUAGCUGCAUGUUUGGCACUGGGUUGUGCAGGCUGGGGAAUGGCUGGAGCUGUGCACCUGGGGCCUCCAGCAGAAGAAAGGGAGCAGGGAAAUUCCCUAGCUCCCUGCAAGCUGCAGGAUUUUUUCCCCUGGACUAGGGAAUCUGCUGGAGUAGUCAGAGGCAGAUGCAGGACCCUGUGACAGUCCCUCAUGAUGCUCCUAAACACAAACCUCACCCACAAACAAGACUUGGAGCUGUUCCUGCUCUUGAGGGGGCUUUGAGCAGUCCUGUUCCCACUCUUCAGGCAGAACUCUUGCCCCAGGUUGGGUUCUUUGUGUCUCCAGGAGGAGCAUGCCCAGGAUGGGCAGCCCCAAGGCCCAGAGAUUCCUUCCCAGUGUUACAUCAGACCUGGAGAUGCCUGUCCACUGGGAAUCACAACUUUUCCUGGGCUGCCAUUCCCUGGUGAGGGAAUCUGAGACCUCUUUGUGUGCACAUGAGGAAUGUGGCUGAGGUUCCUGCCUGCCUCAAAAUGUGCUGGGAGGGAGGGAGGCAUGUCACUGGAGCUGUAGGGAUGCACAGGCCUGACACAUCCUAAGCCCAGACCCAGGUUGAUUAAAGCCAUGACAGUAUUUUGUAGCCUUUUUUCAGUGACUCUGGAAUCAGCUCAGCCAUCACCCACUCUGGGGUUUCCAUUUCUGACAGGGUUGUCACCCUGUCCCUCUGCCACCCUCAGCAAGCUGGUGCCCAUCCUCAGCUCUAUUAUUCCAUCCUCUCCUGAAGGAUAUUACAGUAGGAACUUGAUUUUCUUCCACUGAGCUGCUGGAUUUUAUCUAGGGGAGAGAGAAAUAACACAGCUCUGGUUUUCCCAGCUGUGGAUUUCAGCUCAGGUGAAUUCCACCCCUGGAAUUUCUCCCUGCUUCUCUUCCCCCAGCCUUUCUAUCUUUCCAUGUCUUCCUGUGCCGUGGGCUGCUACACUGCACAAAAAUGUUGCAGCAGUGGGAAUGAGAUGAUCUCUCUGGCUAGGAGAUGUUUUGGUUUGUGGGAUAUUUUUUCCCCCUUGGUGUCACAUUGAAAAGCACUUUGAGACAGAAGGAACUGGAGCAAUGCCUUGUCUGAGGUUGUCUUGCAUUUCAAAGCAGAGAACAAUUUGUGAAGGAAAAUGAAGUCACUCCGUUAGCAGGUUGCACCCUGCUCUUUCAUAAAGGAAAAUAAACAUUUGCUAUUAACCUCUACAA